Molecule: messenger RNA, 5504 nt
Organism: Lucilia cuprina (Australian sheep blowfly)
Lineage: Eukaryota; Metazoa; Arthropoda; Insecta; Diptera; Calliphoridae
Exons: 5
Coding region: 83-5311 (1742 amino acids)
Source: RefSeq, a predicted model, not a curated record
UUUUCAAAAUUUUAAAUUAAAUAAAGUUUUUUAUAAAAAAUAAUUUCUUCUAAAUUUAUAGUAAAUAACAAAAUAAAGCAAAAUGUAUAAAAAAUUUGUAUCACUUACUUCAAAUCAAAGCCCUUCUAAAAAUCCGUAUGAGAUUCGCACAUACAUGGGUGAAAGCCUUAAAACGCCACAACCGGAAUGGUACGCCGGAAACUGCAUUUAUCAGCGUGAUUGUGAUGUUCCGCAAAAUUCGACUUUAGCUAAAGUUUUAACACUACAUGACGAAAUUCGUAAAAUUCACCAAAGAACUCAAGACAACAUUUUUUUAAGGCCAUUUUGUAAGAAGUGCAAAUAUGAGGAUUGUUUCACGACCUGUGUUAUUCCGCAGAGAAGACCCGAUCAGUUAAAGCAGCACGCCAUAAUGUGUGAAAAUUGUCUUAAAAUUAAACAUGAAAUGAGCGAACGUGCUCGCAAUAUCGACUAUAUGUAUUCCGAUCAUAAAAGUUUAAUUCGAUUAAAAGAUCCGGAAGUACAAGAAGAAGACGAAGAAGUUGUUGAAUCUGAAGGCGUUCUACCCGAGCUUGCUAGUCCAGAGUGUAGUAGAGAAUAUAUUUAUGUGCCACCGACUAAUUUGCUAGAAAUUAAACGUCCUAAAAGCGGUUUAUUUAUCAAUGAAACUGAACGACCACCAUUUUCACCCAGUGAUGGCAUACCCUACAGUACUUACAAUCCGAGAGUAUUACAGGAACAAUUCGACGCUCAAGGUCUUAACAAAAUUGAUUUGAUUCCUGGCAAGAAUGUCGAAGAUUUAUGGACUUGGAAUGUUGGUUUACAAAAGAAUGAAAGUGAAUUGGAUCGAAUUUUUAUUGAGGCAGCUGUGCCAAAAUUUGAAUGUAACAAUCAAGAAUUAUAUGCUUACCGAAUACCCAAGGAUUUAGAUAAAACAUUUUCGGCUCGUAUAAUAUUAGGCACGAAAGCUGUACAACCGCAACCAUUACCGCGAAAGAAACCUCGCUACCAGAGACCCCUAGAAAUGGCUUGCCUUUACAUUGCAUUUGUUGAGGGUUUUCGUUUGAAUGUUGACUUUUGGAAUGCCGAAACUAUGGAUAAUAUUAUAAAAAUGUCUGAAAAACUUAUAGAAAAAUGUGUUAAAAUGAAUUACAAAUCUCCAGACAAUGACUACGAUAUAAUUCCUCAAGUUUUGGAAAGACAGGCGUCUUUAAAUAUAAAAACACAUUUUGCAGGACCUUUGAAAAGUGAACCUAAUAUCUAUAAAGCUCUGAGUAUAUACUUCUCGAAAUAUAACACCUGCCUAUUGUGUUCCAGCAAAUUGUAUUUAUUGAUAUGGAAGAGAUGCAAGAAUUUAUUUUACGUUUAUGAUCCUAAUGGAAGAAGUGAGAAUUGUACUCGCGACUUUGAAAAUGGCAAAAGUGCUUUAUUGUCCACAAACUUUAUCGAGCAUUUAGUUCAUUUUAUAGUGAAUAUAAGCCAGACCAAUUUGGAGGAUGAUUUCAAACUAUAUGAGAUUUUCCUGAUGAGUUAUGGCAAAAUUAUAGAUCCUUUGCCCAAUAAACCUUUUCCCAAAACGAGUCAUAAACAGUGGGCAGUGGUAAAUGAGUCGUAUGCUGUAAUACCGGGCUGUAAUAAUGGUUUAAGUCAGCCCACUACAGCGGCACUAGAUAACCCCUCCAUGUUGAUAUCGGUAAUGGCCAUUCUUUAUAAUCAUAUAGAACAUGCUAAUAGCUGGAAACCAGAUCAAGUAGAUGAACUCAUAAGACUAGGUACCGCCUACUACAAAAGCCUUAGAAGAAAAUUAAAGUUAAAGGAUGCCCAACAUGUUACCAUAAGUGAUUUACCAGAUAAAUAUGUCUUAGGUACUUUUAAGGCUUCUCUCAAAAAGUUCCCGUUUAUGUACACUGGUACCGUGACAGAUUUUUGCACGAAAUUUGUGGAUUCCCUAUUGACCAGCAGCAUUCAGGAAUUGUUCGACAAUAAUUGGGAAGCAGCUCUACUGCAAAUCGAUAAUUCUGUUUUGGGUUUAUGGCGAGAUAGUGAAUUGUUUUACGUCUACGAUCCCUUUAGGAGAGGUAAAGCUGGUCAAGUGUUAGAUCCAGAAGAUUAUAGAACUCAGGGAGCUGCUAUACUACAAAUUCAUGCAAAUAUUGAGUCCUUCUUAAGGAUCGUGUAUGGAAAAACUUUACAAAUGCGUAGAGGUGGUAAAUUUUUCAUUCAUGCUAUCAGUGUGGGCUGCAUUAAACCCAUUAUGGAUGGUAAGCCAAGAAAGCUAAGAUAUCCCAAGUUAAAGCUAACUCCAGAGACAUAUGCACAAUUAAUCGAAAAACUGCCGGAGCAAGGACAAGGCGAUAUACCAGAUGAAGGUGUUCAAUCCAAAAAAGAGAAGAACAAGAAAAAUAAAAAGGACAAAAAAUAUAAAGACAAGAAAAAUAAAAUUGAAAAGGUGUGCAGCAUUGAGUCUUUAAACGAAAAGGAACGUGUAAUUUUCAUUACAAAUUCGGAAAUAGUUGAACCCAUGUUACAAGACAUAAUAUGCGAUAUAAUUGAUCAAUUUUCUGAAACCAUACUAGGUCGUCCUAAAUUAUACAAAUCAGCUGGUCGUGUUCUAUUGCGUUCUGAUAAAGAAUAUUUGGAAAAUCUGAAGUAUCUCGUUACACACGAUCAAGAUUGUGAUAAUAUGGAAAUGUCUUUUAAAACGGAACAAGAACCUAAUACUCCACUCAUUUCAUUGGAAGAAGAACUGCAAUUGCCUAGUAAUUUCCAGUCUUUGCCUGAUGGUACUUGGAUUAUUUUCGGCAGCCAACUUCUGCAUCGAAUGGAUGACGAGCAAUUUAAACUUAAGGGUCUUCUGUCAAGCAUCGUAUGUGCUGCGCUUUCGGCCAAAUAUAAAAUUUCAACAUGGUCUACCAAACUAAUAGAUUACGCUAUUGAAUCAGUAGAUGACUUUGGUGAGGAGUUUCAAUCAUACCAAUAUGUUUUGGGAGCUUUAUUACAUAGAAACAUACCUCAACUAUUGCUGGGUGAUAGAACCUAUACAGUGAAUGUUCAAAAAAUCCUAAGAUCAGAUAUACAAAAAUCUCUAAGGCAAGUGCUCAUAGAGACGUUGAUUGAUUUUAAUCGCCUGUUGGUGGUUUGUCAACGAUAUUGUUGUCUGAUUGUCAAGAGAUACAAUUUUCUCUACAUGUUUUCUGGUUUUCCCGUAAAUGCUGUUGGUUAUAGAAAACAUUCCACAGGACCUGGUUGUAUAAUGCGUUUCGUUGAAUUGGAUUCUUUAAUUAGACGCAUAGAAUUUGGUUGCAAUCCUCAAGGCUGUGGUAUUACUAAUUAUGUAGUUAUACCAGUGAAGGUAUGGGAUAUAACUCCAGAACCUAUGGGCCGCUAUAGAACGUGGCCGACUAAAAUUGAAGAACAAAUGUAUAACAAAGCAUUAGAGGAGAAAUCAAGGAUUGAAGAGAGUAAGAAAUCAAAAAUGCGUUUUCUCAAUGACGAGUUGAACAAAGAAAAUCGGCGUAUUAAAGACUUCCAGGCAGAACGAGAUCGAGAAUUAAGACACAAAAAUAUAUCUUUAAAAAUAAAGAGUUCUGAAGGAACAAAAAUAAGCGAAUGGAGAGCUAUGGACAAUAUCGAUUCAGAAGAAGAAGAAGAAUUCCUCGACGAAGAAGAUGCUGAGGAGGAAUGUAUAGUUGAAAUCAAACACGAAUUUGGCACAGAGUUGGACACCGCACGAGAUGAAGAAUAUCAAAAACUGCGACCCAUACUCUACGGCUACAGACUGCGGGAAAAGGAUUUGUUGUAUAAAAUACAAGGAAGUAAAGCUUUAGAGAAUAGAUCGAAUUGUAUAUAUCAUGAAAUAAAAGCCUGCUUAUUUUCGAGUGCUUUGGCCAUUUUGUAUGCCAUUCUAAAGCCUCUGCAUGAAUGGACUUCUUAUCGGAUUGACCAAGUUAUUGAUUCUACUUUAAUACUUAGCGAUACAAUAGUUGAUAUGUCGAAUGCCCAAGAGAAAAUUAUGAAAAAUAUAUCUGUUGAUGACUAUAUUUUUGAUAUAUUGUUAAAAGUUUAUGAACCCCUUGGUUUAAUCGGAAAUCUGGAAAAACAACUGGAGCGGGCGUUGUGUCAGAAUAAAUAUUUACUCUUUCAGACUGCUAACUGUUCUUAUGCAUUAAGCAAAGAUGAAUAUUAUCAUUUAUUUGAUUCUUAUCCAAGCAUGGAAAUAAUGAACAGUGCAGAAGAAGAUCUAGCAGAUGAAGAAGAGACAAAUGAUCAGAAACGAAAAUAUUCUAAAUCUAUUAAACGUUACGGAGAACGAAACACUGCCUCUUGGGUCCUGUUUGCCGAUAUAAAGUCUCUUAUGAAGUACAUGGACCAAAGAGCCUGCAAUAUGACGUGGAAGGAAGACCUAGAAUAUAAAUUCAUAGCAAUGGAAAUAAUUUCUUUCAAAAAAGCCCCACAAAGUACAUUUGUCCUGCAAUUACUCACAGGUAUGCAGUCUUGUAAUAUGCAGGAUGAACAAGAAACGUCCAUCUGUGCUCAUAAUGAGUCCAUAGCUUGGUUAGAGCACUGUAUACCUAUUUGGAGUAGAUUAAAUCGAAGAAACGCUGCUGGACGUUACCGUGGUAUGACUGUAACGAAAUUGAAAAAAUACGACAUCGAAAUUGAUCAACGUCUUUGGUCCUUAUGGGGUAAUUUACAUCCUCAGGCUCCUGUUUUCGAGGUUUCCACAAGAGGCAAACAAUAUCUGGCAUGCUGUGUCAUGUCCUUGUGUGCCGCCUACCUUUACCGGCUGGUCGAUUGGAGUCCCCAACUUUUAGACUCGAUAAUCGUCAAUGGUGAUUGUUAUAUGCACCAGAGUAUACAAGAUAUUAAAUGUGAAGAUUAUCAGUUUGCUUUGGAAAAUCUUGAGGUUGAAUGCCUGCUGGACAGUGUAAAAUUUGACGUUCACAUUGAAAUGGUAGCAUACGGCAAGCUUUACAGUCGGCCCAAUUAUAACCGUAUGAAUUUAGCCGAAGCUCUAAUAUAUUUCUUUAAACAUUUCCAAUUUGGCAUACUGCAGUCUUUUAAGAAAUGCUUAGCUAUUGGCUAUAUGUCUGGUCGUGAUGGUGGUUAUUUUAUGUUUGAUUGUCAAAGUCAUGAUCAUCCACUGUUUCCCAAGGGUCAAGGUGCCUCGUACAUAUUACGAACAAAGUAUUUGCAAAUUUUACUGUAUUGUAUCGUCGUUACCCUUAAUAUUCCCUACUAUAAUGUUCAAUUCACUUUGCACAAAGUUGACUUGGUAGUUAAGGAUCAGGAAGACGAUCAAGGAGAUGAAUAAAUGUUUGCUUUUAUAAGUUUUAAAGAUUUGAAUAAACAUUUAAUUAAAAAUUCGAAAGCAUUGUAAAUCUGAAGAAAAGUUCUUGCUGAUUUCGAAUUGGAGUUAUUAUUGAGAACUCUACUUAUGGUUUAGAAUUAAAAAUAAAUCAUUGAAUCUGAAUUUUAACAAUUUAAAAUAACAAGUUUUAUUUAAA